AUGAAUACUUCAAUGCGCAAAAUAUUUUAUUAUGAGAAUAUAUUAGAAUUUAAGAAGUCUUCACAACAUAAAUUAAAUUUACAAGAAGUCAAUAAUUGGCAGCUGUGCCGCACUUGCCUGUUGGAAACCAACGAGGAUGACAUGGACAUGGAGAAGAUGUGUGUUAUGGAAGUGGUACAUGGCGAUUUUUUGACGGUUCAACAAAUGCUAUUGAAAAUAAGCCCAUCACAGGUCCCCAAGGAUAAUGAAUUGCCCACAAAAGUAUGCAAGGAUUGCUUGGGCAAAAUAUCAAAUUUAUACUUCUUUUCCAUGCAAAUAGAAAAGGCACAAUAUAUUCUUACCAAAUUGUUUAAUAAUUUAAAAGAAGAUGAACGUAGAGCAACUGCAAGGGGUUUUGUAGAAUUGGCGCAAAAAGAAAUUCGUACAAGUACUACCGUAGUAAAUGAAAAUGUACAACAAGUUGAAUCCGAUGACAAUUUUAAUAACGGAAGCCACUUCAACGUGUCUUGUUCAAAUUCUGAUGAGGUCACCAUUACUGAAGAAGUGAUGGAGUCAGAUACCGAGAUUCUCUGGGAGGUUGAAUCAAUAAGGUCAAAUGGAAAUCAAAUCGAUACAGCUGAAAUGCCAUCUUCAGAAAAUGAGCAACAUGUCUUCGACACCAAGAAUAUAAAUAAAGAUAAAGCUGAAAUUAAAAAAGAUUCAAAGAUUAUAGACAAUGAGUUGAAUAUAAUAGAAAAUCUGAUAAAUAACUGUAAUGUUAUUGAUAAUAAAGAGAAAGAUUUGGAUGAAGAAUUGAACGUUCACAACAAUAACUCCAUAGUAGUAUACGAGAUGGCAUCUAGUCAAAGUGAUAGCAUUAUCGACAAGAAUAAUGAAGAAUAUGUAGUUAUGUAUGCUACGCAGGACGACAAAACCAAGAAGAGAAAACCUAAGCAAAUUAGUGUCAAGCAUAAACAGUCAAGAGUUAUUAAACCUCUACUGGAGAACCUUAAAUGUGGCGUCUGUGAAUUGACCUUUGGCCGCCAACGUGAUCUAGUUCGUCAUGUCUCACAAGAACAUCCGAACAGCAAAGCGUACCAAUGCCGUGAAUGUCUUCUAAAUUUUUCCCAUACACAAUCUCUAUCGCGUCACAUGAAUCUCCAUAAACCAAUGGUUAAUAAAAUCAAUUGUGAAUAUUGCUCCAAAUCUUUUUUGCGAUCUGAUGACUUAAAACGUCACAUUCGAGUACAUUCUGGAGAGAGACCCUACGCAUGUUCAAGGUGUGAAAAAGCCUUUAAGCAAAUAAGUGAAUUGAAACAACACAUGGCAGUACACAAAGAUGGUAAACAAUAUGUGUGUGAACAUUGCGACCGGGCUUUUGCCUCACGGAAUGGCCUUUAUUUGCACAAAAAGAAACACAUUGCAGAAAAUAGUCAAGCGGAUGAAUAA
Molecule: messenger RNA, 1428 nt
Organism: Stomoxys calcitrans (stable fly)
Lineage: Eukaryota; Metazoa; Arthropoda; Insecta; Diptera; Muscidae
Product: zinc finger protein 286A
Exons: 3
Coding region: 1-1428 (475 amino acids)
Biological process (GO): regulation of transcription by RNA polymerase II
Cellular component (GO): nucleus
Molecular function (GO): RNA polymerase II cis-regulatory region sequence-specific DNA binding; zinc ion binding; DNA-binding transcription factor activity
Source: RefSeq, a predicted model, not a curated record